Molecule: messenger RNA, 282 nt
Organism: Colletotrichum chrysophilum
Lineage: Eukaryota; Fungi; Ascomycota; Sordariomycetes; Glomerellales; Glomerellaceae
Exons: 2
Coding region: 1-282 (93 amino acids)
Source: RefSeq, a predicted model, not a curated record
AUGCAUCUCUCAUCCGUGAUUCUCGGAGCCUGUCUCCUCGCCAUCGGCGCAAACGCCGAUCCCGUCAAAGGCACAAUCUUCUACGGCUGCCACGUAGACGGCGCCGACUGCUGGUACGCGACCGACCGCACCGUCAGCGGCGUGCGCUGGCCCCCGUCGACGGACAUGGUCUCCUGCAGCAACAACAACAUGCCCCAAGGCCACAAGCGACCUUUAAUCUUCCCGGAUCCUGAAUCGUUCAGACCUUUUUUCAAGCCUUUAGAGAACUUCCCGGACUUGUGA